AUGUCGUCUCCGCUCUCCCAGAAACUCCCCCCUCCUCCGACGUCGAAGGCCAACGCAGCCUCACCGCCGGUAACCUCUGAAGAUGUCGAGCUUGGGUCGGUCCAGAAUGGUCAGGCGGAACCCAGUCUUCCUCUGGAAGACGAUAUCAUGCAAUGCGCCCGUAUAGGAGCCCUCGAGUACAUCCAGAAGCUGUUCCAGUCAGGCAAAUACGAUGCAAAGUACAAGGACGAAGAAGGGAUUACACCGUUACACUGGGCUGCCAUCAACAACCAAUAUGCCGUGUGCAAGUACCUGAUAGAGCAAGGGGCGGAUGUCAAUGCAAAAGGCGGAGAAUCCAAUGCGACCGCAGUCAUGUGGGCUUCACAGAGACGCCAUUUCUAUAUUGUGAAUCUCCUGAUAGAAAACGGAGCCGACCCUUUCCUCACAGAUGGCCAAGGUUACAACAUCUUACACCUAGCCACGAUCGAUGGAAACGCCCUUCUUUUGACCCUGCUCUUACAUCAGAACAUCCCCGUCGACGCGCCGGAUCCUCAAGGUCACACUUCGUUGAUGUGGGCAGGGUACAAAGGCUGGCCAGCCUGCGUUGACCUCCUGCUCCGCUGGGGAGCGAAUGUGAACGCUACCGAUGACAAUGGGUUCACACCUCUGCACUGGGCUCUUGUGAAAGGAUCUAAACCAUGCCUGGACAGACUAAUCGAAUACGGUGCUGACCGAUUCGCAAAGACGGCGGAAGGAAAGACCCCGAACGCCUGUGCCGAAGAGAUGAACACCAAACGGGCAUAUCACCGUUCUCUAGCCGACCAUGGGUAUGAUGCCUCGGGCAACAUGAAAACGCUUCCUCUCAACUUACACUUGCUCCUUCGCAACCGGUCACGAAUGUCCAAAUUCUUCUUUCUAUACCCCUUUUUCAUCAUCAUGAUUGGCCUGUAUAUAAUCACUCACCUCAACAUCUACGUCGGCAUUCCGGUCUUCCUGGCGGUCUGUCUAGGCAUGCAAUAUCUGGCACAGCGGAUCGCAGCGAUAGGCCCGCUGGAAUAUCACUCCAUCCACAAAACGCCAUAUCUGGCCGGCAUCUUCGCAGGGACGCUGUUCUGGGUCGGGGUCAGCUACUUGACAUCUAUCAUGCCUGUCACGUUUUCGACGAACCCAAUCUCCAACAUCUCAUUCAUCCUUUCGUUCUCCAGCACGUCCUACUUCUAUUUUACAGCCAUGCUGGAGGACCCCGGGUUCGUCCCGAAACUGGCGUCGCGGAACCAACAACGGGCCGUGAUCCAGGAACUCUUCUCACUCUGGAAGUUCGAUGAAGAGAAUUUCUGCGUACAAUGCAUGAUCCGCCGGCCCUUGAGGUCGAAACACUGUCGCCGCUGCAACCGAUGCGUGGCCAAGCACGACCACCACUGCCCCUGGAUCCACAACUGCGUGGGCAACAAUAACCUGCGACACUUCUACAUCUACAUCCUCAGUCUGGAGGUUGGGAUCAUCUUAUAUGUCCGACUGGUUCUCUCGUACCUGGAACUUCUCCCCGCGCCAUCCGACGAGGCUAUUGCACAAUGUAACGGCCUCGGUCCUGCACUGUGCUCCUUCGUCUUGCGCGACCCGUGGACCGUGGCGCUGUCGUUUUGGACGUGUAUCCAACUCGUCUGGGUGACCAUGUUGAUCGUGGUGCAGACCGUGCAGAUCUGCAAGAACCAGACGACAUACGAGAACAUGCGCCGCCACUCGCAUCUGCAUGACCGUGGCCCGCUGCUCCCGCAACACGCUCGACCCAUCACACAAGGAGCCUCUACAGCCACGACCUCUCUCAACGAUACCGCAGCCGCAGCCUCCCGGAUCAACCCUAUCCCGCGCCGUCCGGACGGCUAUAUCACACGGAUGAUGAAAUUGAUCGGCCUUGAUGCGUUCCUGGCUACCGCGUCCGACGCCUCUCAUGGCAAACUGCAGACCCGGACCGGCAACCCCUACAGCCGCGGCGUCAUUGGCAAUUGCAAGGACUUCUGGUGCGAUCCGGCGCCCAUCUUCGGCAGGAGGAAGAACGGCGAAGGGUUCCUGGGGGGUGAUGUGGUCGACUAUGCGCACCUCUAUGAAGUCCCGCUCCGGUUCAGGAGAGGAGCGGGCGGCAUGGCGUAUACUAGAGUCGCCGGGGAUGAUGACGUCGACGUAUGA
Messenger RNA from Capronia coronata CBS 617.96, 2163 nucleotides. RefSeq lists its product as uncharacterized. Gene Ontology annotation, cellular component: Golgi membrane. The coding region runs from base 1 to 2163 and encodes 720 amino acids. Gene Ontology annotation, biological process: protein palmitoylation. Gene Ontology annotation, molecular function: protein binding; palmitoyltransferase activity. The record is from RefSeq and is a predicted model, not a curated record. The transcript has a single exon. Lineage: Eukaryota; Fungi; Ascomycota; Eurotiomycetes; Chaetothyriales; Herpotrichiellaceae.